CAUGCAUUCAACAACGCCAUGCUUAAUAAUAGUCAAUAGAGGUCAGAGAAGAGGAGCAAACCUCCUAAAAGAGCUUCCUCCCCUCGUGACCAAUGGCUAGCUCCUCCCUUGCAAUCUUGAGAGCAGAAGAAGGAUCAUUGGAAGAAUUGCUGGAGAGUAUGGCAUAGAAAGAUUAGGGCAAAAGGAAGGGGAGAAAGCAAAGCAAAGGUGAUCUGAUUUAUUGCGCGCGCGGCCUGCCCGGCGUGGCGGGGAUGGGGAAAUUCGGCGACGGCGACGGCGCCGUCGGCGGGGGCAGCUACCCGCUGGUGGCGGUGUGCAUCGACAAGGACAAGAACAGCCAGAACGCGCUCAAGUACGCGACGGAGACGCUGGUCCACCGCGGGCAGACCAUCGUGCUCGUCCACGUCAACAUGCGCGGCAGCUCCGGCGGCGUGGAGGACGCCGCCGGGUACAAGCAGCCGACGGACCCGCAGAUGAAGGACCUCUUCCUGCCGUUCCGCUGCUUCUGCACCCGCAAGGACAUCCAGUGCAAGGACGUGGUGCUGGACGACCACGACGUGGCCAAGUCCCUCGUCGAGUUCGCCGCCCACGCCGCCAUCGACAAGUUCGUCCUCGGCGCCAACACCCGCAACAGCUUCGUCAGGUUCAAGCCCGACAUCCCCAGCAGCGUCUCCAAGACGGCGCCCGACUUCACCAGCGUCUACGUCGUCAACAAGGGCGGCAAGGUCACCUCCGUGCGCCAGGCCACUCGCCCGGCGCCCUCCGUGUCGCCGCUCCGGUCCAUGAUCCAGGGGCCUCAGGCGCCCAAGGCGCCGCUGCCGCCUGAGCCGCAGCAGGCGCCAGCGCCGCCCGCGCAGAAAUGGGCGCCGCCGCCUCCUCCGGCAGCGACACGAGGCGACUCUAUCGGGACGCCUACGAUGCAGAUGCAAGACAACUUCAUCAUGUCGCCGUUCUCGAGGGGUCCAACGUCGGCGAGGAAGGAGUUCCCGCAGUUCUCACUACCGGAGUCGUCGGACAUAUCGUUUAUCGGUGUUGCCCCCGGCCGGCGGAGCGUGGACCGGCCGUCGUACCCGCCGCGGCUGUCCACCGGAUCGGACAACCCGUACGAGCAACACAGCUUCGAGGCGCCACGCCCAGGGUGGGGCGACUUCGGCAACGAGAGCACCUCCAACUCCCAGACCAGCGUCUCCUCGCUACCCGCGGAGGACAUGGAGGCGGAGAUGAGGCGACUGCGGCUGGAGUUGAAGCAGACCAUGGACAUGUACAGCACGGCCUGCAAGGAGGCGCUCACCGCGAAGCAGAAGGCCACGGAGCUGCAGCGAUGGAAGGUGGAGGAGGAGCAGCGGUCGCAGGACGGGCGGCUGACGGAGGAGGCGGCGAUGGCGCUCAUCGAGCAGGAGAAGGCCAAGGCGCGGGCGGCCAUCGAGGCGGCCGAGGCGUCGCAGCGGCUGGCGGAGCUGGAGGCGCAGAAGCGGAUCGCCGCGGAAAGGAAAGCGCUCAAGGAGGCCGAGGAGCGGCUCAAGUCCGCCGGCUCCGGCGGCGGCUCGUCGGCACGGUACCGCCGGUACACCAUCGAGGAGAUCGAGAUCGGCACCGACCACUUCUCGGACGCGCGCAAGGUCGGGGAGGGCGGGUACGGCCCGGUGUACAAGGGCCAUCUCGACCACACCCCCGUGGCCAUCAAGGUGCUCCGGCCGGACGCCGCGCAGGGCAAGUCGCAGUUCCAGCAGGAAGUGGAGGUGCUCAGCUGCAUCCGCCACCCAAACAUGGUGCUCCUCCUCGGCGCAUGCCCGGAGUACGGGUGCCUCGUGUACGAGUACAUGGCCAUGGGCAGCCUCGAUGACUGCCUCUUCCCGCGCGCCGGCGCGCCGGUGCUGCCAUGGCAGCACCGGUUCCGCAUCGCGGCCGAGAUCGCCACGGGCCUCCUCUUCCUCCACCAGGCGAAGCCCGAGCCGCUCGUCCACCGCGACCUGAAGCCCGGCAACAUCCUGCUCGACCGCAACUACGUGAGCAAGAUCAGCGACGUCGGGCUGGCGCGCCUCGUGCCGCCGUCCGUCGCUGACACGGUCACGCAGUGCCACAUGACGAGCGCCGCGGGCACCUUCUGCUACAUCGACCCGGAGUACCAGCAGACGGGCAUGCUGGGCGUCAAGUCCGACGUCUACUCCCUCGGCGUCAUGCUGCUGCAGAUCAUCACGGCGAGGCCGCCCAUGGGGCUCACGCACCACGUGUCGCGCGCGCUCGAUCACGGCACCAUCGCCGACCUCCUCGACCCGGCCAUCCACGACUGGCCCGUCGAGGAGGCGCGGUGCUUCGCGGAGAUCUCGCUGCGAUGCUGCGAGCUCCGGCGCAAGGACCGGCCCGACCUCGCCACGGGCGUGCUCCCGGAGCUCAACCGGCUGCGCACGCUCGCCGAGGACAACAUGCAGUUCUGCAACACCAUGGGCAUGGGCGGCGGUUUCCACGGCGGCGGCAUGAGCAGCUCCCCCUACAUCAGCAACACCGCCAUGACGGCGCAAUCACGGCCCGAUGGAAUCGGCGAUCCGUUCGGGAGACCGCAGUACAGCGGGAACGCGAGCCAGCCGAGCGUGCCAUUGAGAAGGUCCAACUACAACUGAAGCUGCAUUCCAUUGCUGCGAGCUUCUGACAGCGGUAGGCCUAUAUAUGAUAGAGCAAAGGAAUUAAUCGGAACACUAAUUCAUUCUCCAUACAGAACCAGAUCAUAUUACAUGUCACCAUCGUCAUGCGCUUGUUGUUGUGAGCUUGUAACAUGCAUUCGUGUAACCCUGUGUAAAGCGUAGUAGUAAGUAGUGUUGAUCUCUUGGUUCAGCUCUUUGUAAACGACCCUGAAACUCUUGUUAACUGAUUCUUGUACAAGUUUCUUACGGUUGUUGUUUGCGAUUC
Messenger RNA from Lolium perenne, 2904 nucleotides. Its product is annotated as U-box domain-containing protein 52-like. NCBI's taxonomy places the organism in Eukaryota, Viridiplantae, Streptophyta, Magnoliopsida, Poales, Poaceae. Gene Ontology annotation, molecular function: protein kinase activity; ATP binding. Gene Ontology annotation, biological process: protein phosphorylation. The record is from RefSeq and is a predicted model, not a curated record.